AUGAUGAAUCAACAGCAAUACUCUCAACUUGUCAACGACGAACUCGACGAUGGUGUCUCUCCUAAACAGAGCCGAACAUCUAACAAGACUAAAAUCCUUCUAUUGGGAGCAGCACUUGUGCUUCUCGGUUUUGUCGCGGGGCUUUUUUUCAGGGUCAUUAUAACUUCUCCAGAGAAUGUUUCUAUGGCUAACGCUUGUGAGGAAUGUAUUCCACUGGUAAAGCAAGAUGUACGCCAUUACCCUGAGUUCGAGGCGCCGCCGCCUAAAAAUGGAGGACAAGAACCUGUUUGGGACUCCAUGAUCCCCAACGGUGUGGGAUACGUAUCCCAUUCACAACUCGUUCCGAAUACAUCCAUGGUUGGCGUGUUUCAUCAGUUGCAUUGCCUAUAUCUCAUCCGCCGGGCCUACUACGCUAACCCGAAUCUGAAGCCCAAAAGGAAGACUUCGACAUGGGAAUCAAUCGCCCUCCGCACGCGGGACAUUGCUCUGAUUACUUACGGCAAGGAAUUAUAUGUGCAGCAGAUUCGAGCCUAG
Talaromyces stipitatus ATCC 10500 is the source of this 534-nucleotide messenger RNA. RefSeq lists its product as uncharacterized. Bases 1 to 534 code for a protein of 177 amino acids. The transcript is spliced from 4 exons. Lineage: Eukaryota; Fungi; Ascomycota; Eurotiomycetes; Eurotiales; Trichocomaceae. The record is from RefSeq and is a predicted model, not a curated record.